AUGAUAAGACGGGAGACACUCUUUGUUGUACCAGGCUGCUGUGUCCAGGUUUCAGCUGUUACAGAGGAUAGGACUGAGAGUAGCCAUACCAACGGAGAUAGAUAUAAAGGAUAUAACAUGAAGAAUAUUAAUGAUAUGGUUGUGAGCAAGGAGGUUGUGAAGGAGAAGUCAGCUCUUCUAGAGAGAUUACGACAGUUGGAAUCAGAGAACUCUGCUCUUGUUCUGGAGAAUGAAAACCAGAGAGAUACCUACGAUCAGUGCCUUGAUGAGGUUGCCAACCAAGUUGUUCAGGCACUGCUCAUGCAGAAGGAUUUGCGUGACGAGUGCCUGAAGCUGCAUGGUAGAGUACGAGAUCUGGAAGUUCAGAAUCGGAAUCUAAGGUGCCUCUUUGAUCAGAAUAGAUUCAAACAAUCCAUCCCUUCUCCAUCACAGUCUUCUUCACAUCAGCAAUAUGUUUCCUACGGCAGUACCUCACCAGGUUUGGCAGGUUGUUCAAUACCAGUCCUUACACCCUCAGCAUCUUCCCAUUCUUCACCUUCAUCAGCCUCACCUGGUCUCUAUGCACCCUUCAACCAUCCAUUGAGGACCACCAAACAUCAACGGUCAGAACCUGGUCCUUCUGGUUCAACCCCAGAGGGUGGCAAGGAUCCACCGCUUAGCCCUCGCUUGUUGCAGGGACAGGCUCCUAGGAAGCUUGACCACAGUGGUUCCCCAGUGAAGACAACAGACCAGUCCAAAGAAACCAACCCUCAGUGUGACACUUAUCAAAGGCUAGUCAGGCAACAAUAUCAGCAAUACCGUCAUCACCAUUCCCAACAGCAGCUUCAACAACAACGCACACUACCUCAAGAGAUCCUUAGACAGCUGUCGGCUCCAGCCAAUUAUCCAGCAUCGUCCUCUCCACAUCACGCAAUGCAACAGGGUAGGACACCAGCAAUCAGGGGCUUGGAUCAGAUGUACCCCUUCCUCCCAUACCAGUGUGAAGUGUCUGGGGUAGAAGGUGCAGGUGAGGGGAUGGGUAUGGAAGACUACUCUUGGUCCACAAGUCCUUCAGAUGCAUUUCCGUCGUCCAUGGGGCAUUCCUCUUUGCCGAAUACUCCAGGAAGGAUGGGUGUCUAUGAUGAGGCCUUGAAUGGUAACAUGCCUCUCAGUGGAAGCCUUGGGGCUAGGAUCGCCAAAAUGCAAGUGAUGGGAGAGGAUAGGCUUGAGAGGAACUCACCACCAGAAGUGCAGGAUGGGCGCAAUGGAUACAUCCUCGGGGACCAAUACACUAAGCCUUAUGUUCAUGCACCAUUCCAUUAUGCUCAAAGUCUUCUCAAGGAGCUACAAGAGAUAAGUGCCAGCGUUAAAAGCUUUGAAAGUCUCACUCUAGAACCUAAAGCCAGUCACCAGCAGAAAAGGAAAGCAAACGAUGGCCAACCUGUCCUGCAACGUCAGAAACUUGCCAAAAACUUUUCACCAAGUGCUUCCAAUGCAAGCAGCGAGUCUCUCAAUAGUGCUACCUCUCCAAAACAUAUGAUGGACAGCACAAGUAGUAUGACAAGUACAGAGAGCAUGGAAACAACUUUAGAGAGGAUUCCACCGACAGUUCUGUCUCAUGGUAGUCCUCUAAGACAAGAACAUCAUCUUCAAUGGAGACCUGAGUAUGGAGGAAACAAGGUUCCUGAUAGAACUUCUCAAUUCCCUCCUGAUACCCCAUCACCUCCUACCACAGACAUUGAACCAUCAGAAAGGGACUAUCAGCACUCUCGCUAUUUGCGGAAUAGACAACACAGUGGUGGGUCCUGUCCAGAAAGAGAGUCAUCAUCCAGGGAACAUGAAUCAGAUAGCAAGGGUGAUAUCAGUCUCUCUUCUGGUAAGGGUAAUGUGAACAAGGCCAUUGAUCGGUAUCAGGAGAAGGUUAAGAAUGCAAUGAGUGGGAGAAGAGACAAUCAACAACUUCCUGUCAAGAAUCAGAUGCCUGCUCUCAGCAUGAGAGACAAAGAUGCUAUUAAUGAGGCUCAAAGGAACUUACAAAUAUCUCAAGAUAAUGAAAUGGCUUGCGGAAAGGUCUCACAUCAGCCUGUCAGAGAUGAUGGAAUAAAAGGGUCGUAUUCUGUACAAGAUUCAAGCUGUUCAAGGUCAGUCUUUGGCAGGGUAAAGGCACAGGUGCAGAGCAGCAGUACUGGAUAUUCAUCUGAGAAGACAAAGUCCGAUGAGGAUGUUCUCGAAAGUGUAACUACCCAGGUAAAACCUAAGCUGAGUAGGCAACGUGCAGCUGAAUCAGUAAAUCAGAAUAUAGAGAUGCUGGCAGGAGAGGGCAGCAUGCAUCUUUGUCAAAAUUUAGCAGAGAGUCCACUGGAAAAGAGCCAGGCAUCAAGGCAAGCUUUGCCACAGUUGAGAGACAAUGACCCUGAUGACAUGUCUAGUCCAAUUUGGAAGCGCAAGUCACAGAUGGAAGCAUAUAGGUUAGAUGAAGAUGAAAAGAGAGGGGACGGGAGAGAUGAUGUUGAUGAAAGUGAAGAUGCAGACUCAAGAGUUGCAUCAUUUAUGACAGCUCCAGAUGUAAAUGGCAAAGAAGAAAAUGGAAAGCUUUUAUCGAAAUAUGGAAAUGAGGCAAACAGCAAAUUAUCUCCAAAGCAUUACGCUGGUAAAAUGCAGUCUCCUAAGUCUUGUAGAAAGUCAAGUUUACCACUCCCCGCCCCAUCUGCUGUUACUGUGGCAAUGAGUAAGCCAUCUGGAGCAGGUCUGUCGCAGAGUGUGGGAUCAAUUGCUAAAGCAGAUGUCAGUGUGGUAAAUGGGAUGAAAUCAGCUCAGAGUGGAGAUGCAGGGCUAGAUAGAUUGGGUACAAGUAAAGCAGUAAUGAGAGAUGAAAGCAGCACAACAGCAGGAACAAAGGAUGAGACUGCUUCCAAACCAUUACUGUCAAAAGUAGAGGCAGGGAAUGACCAAGGGAGUAAGAGUGUGGUGAAGGUACAAGGUAAUGUAGUAGGAGCAGAGAAGAUGAGACAACAAAUCCCAGUCAGGACUAGCAGAGAAGCUACAGAAUCUCUCCUGCAGAAGACCAAGAUGCAGUUCAAUCGUGGGGAGGUUGGGAGAUGUUCUCUCGGGGCCAAGAUGACACAACUAUCCAAGAAAGGUGCACCGUCUCCAUCAGAACGCCCGUUAGUAUCCCACAAUGCAACAGGACGUGGCCCUCUAGCCAUGGCUGCCUCCGCCAAGGCUGUGGAUGUACCUGUAUUGGAAUCAUCGCCACGGUUACCAGGAAGACGGCAGAUGACUCCUGAGCAUCUACGCAAUGAAAGAGAUUCUCUUGGAGACAUGGUUGAAUUCACUUCUCAAAGCAUUGAGGAGAGAGCAUCAGUCCAGAGUAUGUCAACUGAGUCUCUUCAGUCGGGUAACUCCUUAGGAUCAUCAGCAGAUUGGGAUUCUCCUAGCAAGAACAGUUCCACCUCUCAGCAGGCUUCUACCCCACUGGGCAAUUUGUUAUCAAGUGACUCUGAAUCCGAGGAAGAAGAAGAGAGUGUAAACUUUGUUGAUAUGUGGAAGGCUCGGUCUACUCCACCCAUUAAACUACCAGACUGGGAUCCUAAUAAGAGCAUUGAAGAACAUAGAAAGAGGAUGAGAGAGUCAUUAGAAAGAACAGAGAGUGCCAGUUCUGCAUCUAGUGAGCAGUGGAUCCUCAGUUAUCCUAUACCAGAUGACCCAUCAACCAGAUCAGGACCAAGCAGCAGACAAAGCAGUGUUGGUAGUAUGACCAGGCAGGAUUCUUCUAAUUCUAGAUCAGGAGUCGCAUGUGAUGAAGAUAGGAAGAUACUCCAAGAACUCUUGGAGAAGGAGCAUAAAGCGCAGAGUAGGAGCACCAGCAGCGAUAGCAGUCCAGAGGGGAAGAAAGAGAAGCAGCAAGUCAUAGGUUCAAACCACAGCUUGGGUGAUACAUCCAUCAUGUCUGAUUUUGUAUCAAGCAUAAUGGCAGAGGUGAAGUUGGAAGAUGCGACUGCAAGAGGAAAAUCCAAAUCAAAAGGGUCCAAAGAUGAUUUGACAAGACCCAAGAAGCUUCUUAACAGUCCAUUCAUUAGAUCUCAGAGUAUGAGAGCUCCACCUAAACCAUCAAGACCGGAAAGGACAAGAAUACCAAGUGGUGGAAACAUGGACAAAGGAAAGGUUAAUUCAAGUAUUCCAAAACCACAGUCUCAUAGUAACAAAUCUCUUGCAAGUGUCAAGAAAUUGGACACACCUAGUACUAAACCGUCAAAAACUGUUCAGAAUCAUUCAUCGAGUGAUAGCAAAAAGAAUGGAAGUGGGCUGACAAGAACUUUCAUGUCCAAAGCUUUAUCAAGAACUACUAAUAAAAGUGCAUCAGACAGUCCGACUUCAAAUCAAUCACAGUGUGAAAUGACGAGUCCUACUGCUUCAGAAAAGUCUGGAGGGAAGAGUAAAAAAGCAAAUUCAAAAAGUGGGAAAGGAAAAGGCAAAGGGAAUGACUGUACACCAAAGGGAAAAUCAACUACUUCGGGUGCCAAAGACCCUGGAUCAGCUAAUAAAGAUUCCAAGAGUAAAAGUAAAAUACCUCAGUUAAUCAGACAGGGUUUAAAACAAAGUCCCGGAAAAACUGAUUCAACAAAGAAAAAAGGUCAACAGAGGAAAGAAAUUGUUGUUGAGUCUCCAAAAACAGCACCAGCAGGGAGCGAAAUGCUAAGAACAGAAAAAUCAUCCAAUUACAACACGAGUGCUUUCACAGAAGUUGCUCCGCUCACCAAGCAGCCAAGUUUUGUCGUAGACAAUGUGCCUUUCAUUGAUGAUUCUUCUAGAAGUCCUACCAAAAAUGAGAAUCCCAACAAAACCCCAUCACCGAAUGAUGAGAAAAAUCUUUUCACAAGCCACUUAGACCAGCAAGGUGAAGCACUCUGUGGACAAUCUCCCAAACUAAGUCCUCGACUUCUUCAGAGACUUCGUGCCAGUGGUAUUGAGCUUGCAAACAGCAGUGGUUCGGACAAUGACUCUGUCUUCCUUCCCGAUGAACCACGUCCUAGCACAUUGCCGAUUGACUCGGUACACACUUGUCCUAUGGGCAAUGGUAAUGUUACAAAGCAAUGCCAACAGCCAGAAAGAAGAGAAAAUGGUUCCACUUCAGAACUGCACCUAGAUCAAAAGGAGAUUGAAGACAUUAAGAAUGGACUCCUUGUAAGUGAAUCAGAUGCUCUCAGUAUUGGCAGCUGGAGUGCCAAGUCAAGUGAAUUUGGGCUCAAGAAUUCAUUUUUGUUUGGGAAUGGGGAUUUGGGAAAUGUUGGGACACCAAGCAACAGAAGUCUUGGUCGAGGAAGCCUUGACAGGGGAAGUAUAGGAAGAGGAAGUCUUGAAAGGGGGAGUACUGGGAGAGGGAGUCUAGCACCUUCUGUCUCAUCGAACCCUGAAGAUUCUACAGAAUUAGGAAGGACGGCAGAUGAUGAGGUGGAUCCCAAGAAAUAUGAUGUUCCUUUGGUAUCCACAGAGAUGAUGGAAGACUUUGAAGCAGAAGAUCUCUGUGAUGAAGAUGGGAUGAGCAGUGAUAGAGAGAAAGAGGCACAGCUCACUGAAAAGGAACGAGCGAACCUUCUUGAUUCUCUCUUUGAGAGUGAUGAUAGUGAUGGAGGUCUUGAUGGCUUCUUAGAUGAAUCCAACGAAUCUCUGCUUGACAGCCACCCUGAUGAAAAAGAGUUCAUGAAACUCCUUGGCGACAAAGGAAUGAAGAGACAAGUGGUACGUCAAUCUGUAUACUGUCGAGUGUCCCUCAUACAAAUGGAUGUCUUCUCUCUCUACAAUCGCUUUGAUGAUCAGGAGAAGGAAGCUCUGGCAUGCUUUGACUUCCUAGAAGAGAUGCAUGCAAACAAUGCCGGUGAGACACACUUCACUGAUGACCAUCCUUUCUCUGUGAUCAGUCCAGGUGUUAGGAGUGGUAACUCUGAUAAUUAUGAUGGCAGCGGUGGGAUAAGUGAUCACUUUGGUAGUAAGGGUACAAUCAAGGAUUGCUUUGAUACUAGCCUCAUGCAGGCAGGUGAUACUACUAGUAGUCUCUUUGGAGAUGACCCAUCAGAUGCCACUCUUGUUGGUGAAUCAUUCACUUCCAAAGGUUCUAUAGGAGAGAGCUUACAUGAGAACAGUGGAGACUUUACUGAGCACUUUGAUGGAGAUAGUUUCAGCAGCCGACAUAGCAACAAGGUCUUUGAUGGCUGCUAUGCUAUUGGCGACUUCAGCGAUCACCUUGGCAACAGGAGCAAUCUCUGUUCCAGUAUGUCCUCCUCAUCAACAGCUAGCUUGUCUUCCCAUGAAUAAUAUUUAAAAAUAUCUCAGCUUUUUUGCACUUCAUAACAUUUUGUAUCCCCAAACCUGCUUGCCCCAAAUUUGAGCCUCCAUUUUUAUAUACCAUUUGUAAGUUUGAUAAAUAUCCCCAUGUUUUACUUUGUCAUUUGUGAAGUUCUUUUGAUAACUUUUUGUAAACUGUAUCAAAUUUUCAAACUAAAUGAAAUGUUGGUUGUCAGUCAAUAACUGUUUUUAUCAAAGUACCUUCAAUUCAUUAGUUAUCAUGUUACCUGUAAAUUGUUAGACUGCUAUGUUCAUUACAAUGUAUGUUGAACUGCAGAGUUCAAAUGUUUUCAUAAUUAUGCAGCAAAAUUCUCAUCAAAAAAUAAGUUAUUAAAGGGUCUAAGAAUAAUUUUAAAAUUUUGUUGGUCCUAUUUUAGGUUAGUUAUAAAGAAUGGAUGAAUUUUGUUUUUUUUAAUAUGUCAGUGCAACCAGUAAACAUCUGAUU
This is a messenger RNA of Lytechinus variegatus (green sea urchin), 6766 nucleotides long. RefSeq names its product microtubule-associated protein futsch-like. The transcript has 11 exons. Gene Ontology annotation, cellular component: microtubule plus-end. Bases 1 to 6291 code for a protein of 2096 amino acids. Gene Ontology annotation, biological process: microtubule depolymerization; microtubule bundle formation. NCBI's taxonomy places the organism in Eukaryota, Metazoa, Echinodermata, Echinoidea, Temnopleuroida, Toxopneustidae. The record is from RefSeq and is a predicted model, not a curated record.